AUGCCCUUAAAGAUCUCCUUACUGAUGUUUCAUAUAUUACCAGUAAUCAACGGAAUACAGCUAGAUGUGCCCAAAUUUCAAAGUAACUUUUAUUUGUCCAGUGUGGGGUAUAAGUCUAUCAGUGAGAUUGGUUUGUAUGAGUGUGCUCGAUGUUGUGGUUUGGAAUCUGGAUGUCAAUCCUUCACUUGCAGCACAACGCAUCUCAGAUGUCGACUUAUCGAAGACGAUUCCAGCACGGCACCAGGAAAAUUCCACGCAAAUCCUGGGUUCAUAUAUGGAAACAGGACCACGGUUGUUUUGAAUGAAGCUCUGAUGGGACCCUGUUAUGACCAUGACUGCCCAAAUUACACUUCCUGUGUGCGUUUGUCGUCCACGUCCCGGAUUUGUAUAAUAACAGCCUGUGGUCCUCCUCCCUUUAUCAUGUAUGAUUCAAACGAUGAUGACGUUUCACAAACCAUGAUUCCUGUUGGGGUCCUCCGGUACCUUCCAUGUCCUUCAGGCACCACAGGAUAUCGCUACGCCACCUGUCUGGCAAAUGGACAAUGGUCAGAGCCGGUUUCUCAUUGUUCAGAUUGUGGAAAUCCACCAAAUAUUUCUAAUGCGAUUGUUUCUGCCGGUAACACGACCAUAGGAUCAAACAGGAUAUACCAUUGUUCUCCUGCAACCAACACUUCCGGUUCCGGUUUCAUUACAUGUCGGCCUAACAUAACGUGGUCUGAACCUUCAUUGGUGUGUAUACCAGACUGUGUUAUCAUAACAAACAUGCAAAAUGCGUACACCACGGCGACAGUAGCACCUGCAGGCAUCACCAUCCAAUACACAUGUGACACAGGCUAUGAAUGGCAGUCUGGGACAGGAGGUAGACUCUGCAACGCGAAUGGUGUAUGGGAAAACUUAGAUAUAACAUGCAGCCAAGACAAUGGUAUGUCCAUUCAAUAUGCCCCACCAUGA
Molecule: messenger RNA, 951 nt
Organism: Ylistrum balloti
Lineage: Eukaryota; Metazoa; Mollusca; Bivalvia; Pectinida; Pectinidae
Product: sushi, von Willebrand factor type A, EGF and pentraxin domain-containing protein 1-like
Exons: 5
Coding region: 1-951 (316 amino acids)
Source: RefSeq, a predicted model, not a curated record